Messenger RNA from Harmonia axyridis, 1567 nucleotides. It is a transcript of the gene Larp7, whose product is annotated as la-related protein 7. Gene Ontology annotation, biological process: RNA processing. NCBI's taxonomy places the organism in Eukaryota, Metazoa, Arthropoda, Insecta, Coleoptera, Coccinellidae. The transcript is spliced from 4 exons. Gene Ontology annotation, cellular component: nucleus. Gene Ontology annotation, molecular function: mRNA binding. The record is from RefSeq and is a predicted model, not a curated record. Bases 128 to 1453 code for a protein of 441 amino acids.
UAUGAUUUAACCUCCAAUAAUAGAAUUGAACCAUAGAAUAAUGCAUGUAUGUUUAUUUCUCUAAUAGUUUAACGAUUCGAAUUUCGAAAACCCAUUUAUUAUAAAUAAAACAAACUUAUUGAAUAAAAUGGACGUGACAAAUGAAGAUUCCAUAUCUAAAAAAGGAAGGCAUCGUAAAAAGCAGUUAUAUAAAUCCAUUCUACAACAAAUGGAAUUUUAUUUUAGUGAUUCCAAUUUGUCGAAAGAUAGAUAUCUAUCACAAUUGAUUCAAGAAGAGCCAUUUGUGAAUCUCAAUGAGUUUUUGAAAUUCAACAAAAUCAGAAAGUUGACCCUAAGUAUUGAUGAUCUGAGGAAAGCUAUCAAGAAAUCAGACAUAUUGGAAUUAUCUGAAGAUUUAGAGAAAGUAAAAAGAAAGACAGAAAUUAAAGUAAAAGAAAAUGUUGAUGAUUGCACUAUUUAUGUAGAAAGGAUUGCUGCAGAUUGUACUCAUGAUUUUCUCACAAAUACUUUCUCUGAUUAUGGGCUUGUAACAUAUGUGUCAAUACCUAAAUAUAAACAUAAUAAUAUGAAUAAAGGGUUUGCUUUUGUAGAAUUUGAUUCUGAGGAUGCUGUUCAGAAUGCACUAAAUUACUUUGAGAGUAUAGGAUGUAAAAUGUCUUCAAAUAUUAAUCCGGAGGAUUUGUAUAGCAUAUCAUCAUAUGUAAAAGAACAUGAACUAAAUGAAGAAGAUAAUAGGGGAACUAAAAGGAAACUAUCUGAUGAUGAAGGCAGUGAUUGUAAGAGGAUUAAAAAAGAAAUUGAACAGAAUGAAAAUAUACCAGUUGAAGAAGAUCUGAAAAAAAAAAGAAAGAAGGAACAUAAGAAGAAAAUGUUGAUCAAAGAAUUAGGCUUACAGAUUUUAUCUAAGCAAGAAUGGAAGAAGAUGCGAAAUGGCUAUUUGAAUUUACAAAGGAAGAAGAUGAAGGAAGUUAAAAUGCAUCUCAAUAGUUUUAAGAAUGUAAAAACAACCUCAGAUAAAAUUGAACAAGGCAAUACUAAAAUUUCAGACUCUGAAAAUGUGGAGGAGGCUCCUCCAAAGUUAGAAUAUGUUCCUGGUACUAUUGUGAAAGUGAAACUUUCAGAACCUUGUCAAAGUGAUAAAAAAAUUAAGAUGGAAGUUAAAGCUAUCACAAAAGAUGCUCUUUAUGUAGAUGUACCAUUUUCUUCUGGAAGUGAAGAAAUUUUUGUCAGAUUUCCAUCUAAUGAAGCUGCUGAAAAGUUCUGUACUGAAGAAAUAGGAGCAUUUAGGAAUAUUUUACAAGGAGAAGAAGAGCAAAUGUAUUGGAAGAAAAUAGAAAUUGAUCGAAUUAAUAAAUUUCAGAAAUCAAAAAAGAAACAGAGAGGAAAAGACAAACUAUUGAAGAGAACUGAAAAGCAUUUAGCCAAACAUACACGAUUUGAUGAGAAUGAAUGAAUGUUUUGUAAAUAUCAUCAGUUGUCCUAAAUGAUAAUAAUUAAUUGUAGCCUAUGAUCAUUAAUCAACAAAAUAUAUGAAAAUUGUCAAAAAUUACAUCAAAGUUUAUACAUA